AUGGCCCCUCAACGAUAUGAAGCACUAAACACGCACGACGACGACGAUGUCGAUUCUCCUAUCUCUCCAGACACUGCUGGUCCUAUUCCAUCCUCACCACCACCGUCAUUCCGAUCUAGAGCCUCCUCACCCACCUCCAGGCGCCUAUUGGCCCAGGAUCCGUUAUCUACUCACGCCGAUCAAGAUCAUUUGGAAGACACCUUUGACGAUGGUGAGGCUUCUGAUGCCGAGAAUGACGGCGACGACAGACAACGAUUGAUGAGAGCCGACACUGGACUCUCCAGACAAGAUGCAUCCCCCUCCUCAACCGCUGUUCCCGAGACCCGGCCGGCGCGUACCUAUGAACGAAGAGUGACGGAACUCCCUGCCUUCAGACCUAUGCCUGCGUCCAUGAGAGCCACCGAUGGAGUUUUUGCAAAUUUGUCCGCAAAGCCUGAACGUGGCGAGCAGCUCGAAGAAAAGCCUCCUACAUAUGAACAAGCCGCUGCUGAUGCGACUCCCCCUUACUGGGAGACCACAAUCCUCGCACCUGGGAUGUCCUCAGAUGAGGUCUAUGUCGAUGGCCUGCCUGUUGGAUCCGUUUUCUCGUUUGUGUGGAACGGCAUGAUUUCUAUGUCUUUCCAACUCGUCGGCUUCCUACUCACUUACCUUCUUCAUACCACUCACGCAGCCAAGCAUGGUAGUCGCGCCGGCCUCGGACUGACGCUUGUACAAUACGGUUUCUAUAUGAGCGGUUCCAGUGAUAGUCCGACCGACACCGGAAAUCCAGGGCAGUUUUCUAACUCCAGCCCGCCUGAUCCGAACAGUCACAGCUUCGACCCCAAUACUGUGAAUGGGGGCGGAGAUCAGUCUCCGGGAGGGUCUAGCAACAUGGGCGGUUUCACCAGCGCAGAUUGGAUUUCCUACAUUCUCAUGAUUAUUGGUUGGUUUAUUUUGAUCCGGGCCGUGUCAGACUUUUUGCGGGCAAGAAGACACGAGGCCCUCGUUUUGCAGAGUCCCAGUCGAGGACUGCCUGUCCCCGUCGUGGCGGAGGGCGAAACUCCAGAGCAGACAGCUUGA
Messenger RNA from Fonsecaea monophora, 1059 nucleotides. RefSeq lists its product as hypothetical. Gene Ontology annotation, biological process: ubiquitin-dependent protein catabolic process; positive regulation of protein ubiquitination; metal ion transport. Gene Ontology annotation, cellular component: endoplasmic reticulum; Golgi apparatus; perinuclear region of cytoplasm. The transcript has 3 exons. NCBI's taxonomy places the organism in Eukaryota, Fungi, Ascomycota, Eurotiomycetes, Chaetothyriales, Herpotrichiellaceae. The record is from RefSeq and is a predicted model, not a curated record. The coding region runs from base 1 to 1059 and encodes 352 amino acids.